GCGCUCCCGGUGCUCGCCAUGGCGGCGGGGCCGCGCCUGCGCCGAGCGGUGCCCCCGGCAUCCGGAGCCGGCGGCCGCGGCCAUAGAGCAGCGGAAGCGCGGGCAGAGGGUCCCGCCCGCAGGACAGCGCCAUGGCCUCCCGCGGGGGUCCCCGCGCCCCCGGCACCGACGGCAGCGACUUCCAGCACCGGGAGCGCGUGGCCUCGCACUACCAGAUGAGCGUGACGCUCAAGUCGGAGAUCAAGAAGCUGAUCUACACGCAUGUGGUCAUCUGGCUGCUGCUCCUGGCCCAGAUGGUCGUGGGGCACCUCAAGCUGCUGCCCCACGACCAGGUGGCCAUGCCCUAUCAGUGGGAGUAUCCUUACCUGCUCAGCAUCCUGCCCUCCCUGCUGGGCCUCCUGUCCUUCCCCCGCAACAACAUCAGCUACCUGGUACUCUCCAUGAUCAGCACCGGCCUCUUCUCCAUAGCUCCCCUCAUCUACGGGGCCAUGGAGAUGUUCCCCAUGGCACAGCAGCUGUACCGCCACGGCAAAGCUUACCGCUUCAUCUUCGGCUUCUCGGCCGUCUCUGUCAUGUACCUGGUGGUGGUGGUGGCCGCGCAGGUGCAUGGCUGGCAACUCUACUACAGCAAGAAGCUGCUGGACUCCUGGUUCACUAGCACGCAGGAGAAGAAGAAGAAAUGAGUGGGGAUAGGUGGGCUCCGUGAGGUGCUGAAGCUCUGCAGUUCAGUCCUGUGGGGCAGCGCUGGCGCAGCUCCGGUGGGUGGGGAUCCCCGGGGACCACGGGUGGGUGUCUGAGGCACACCACGGCCCCGCGCUCGCAUGCACGGGGGAGACCCCCGAGGGCCGGGGCCGUGGAGGGUCCCUGGGGUGCGCGCCCCUUCCUCCGCGCGUUGCUCUAUGGAAAUAAAGCACCGUCCGCUCUCCCA
Zonotrichia leucophrys gambelii is the source of this 928-nucleotide messenger RNA. It is a transcript of the gene JAGN1, whose product is annotated as jagunal homolog 1. The coding region runs from base 132 to 683 and encodes 183 amino acids. The record is from RefSeq and is a predicted model, not a curated record. The transcript is spliced from 3 exons. Gene Ontology annotation, biological process: vesicle-mediated transport; endoplasmic reticulum organization; granulocyte colony-stimulating factor signaling pathway. Lineage: Eukaryota; Metazoa; Chordata; Aves; Passeriformes; Passerellidae. Gene Ontology annotation, cellular component: endoplasmic reticulum membrane.